Humulus lupulus (European hop) is the source of this 1722-nucleotide messenger RNA. RefSeq lists its product as uncharacterized. The coding region runs from base 1 to 1722 and encodes 573 amino acids. Lineage: Eukaryota; Viridiplantae; Streptophyta; Magnoliopsida; Rosales; Cannabaceae. The transcript is spliced from 3 exons. The record is from RefSeq and is a predicted model, not a curated record.
AUGGUAGUUGAUGCGUCGACAAAUGGGGCACUCUUGUCCAAGUCAUACAAUGAAGCUUUUGAGAUUAUAGAGAGGAUCUCCAACAACAACUACCAAUGGCCUUCUACUAGAGCACCGACAAGUAGAAAAGUGGCUUGUGUUCUUGAGGUUGAUGCACCCACUUCUUUGGCAGCUCAAGUAUCUUCAAUAUCAAAUAUUCUUAAGGGUAUGAACAUGGGGCAGCCAAUGGGUUCUCCACCGAUGGGUCAAUUAGUAGAAGUUUCUUGUGUGUACUAUGGAGAUGGUCACAUCUUUGACAACUGCCCCUCUAAUAUUGCAUCUGUGUUUUACAUGGGGAAUCAGAACAGGAAUGACUUACAUUCGAAUUAUUUCAAUCAAUCAUGGAGGCAACAUCCCAAUCUUUCAUGGAGCAUGUUAAAAGAUUACAUGAUGAAGACGGAUGCACUCAUUCAAAUCCAAGCUGCAUCUAUGAGGAAUUUGGAGAAUCAAGUUGGGCAACUUGCCAAUGAUCUUAGAAAUAGACCUCAAGGUGCUUUACCGAGUUAUACUGAGAACCCAAGAGAUGUUGGCAAGGAACAGUGCAAGGCCAUUACUUUGGGAAGUGGCAAGGAGUUAGAGAGUUCCAAGAAAAAUUAUGGGCAUGAGGAUGAGCCCUCUUCAAUCCAAAAUCGUAGGAAAGCAAGCAAACAUGAAGAAAGAUCUGAUGUGCUGGAAUCUGCCUCUGCCCAGGAUGCGGCCGCAUCUAGAACACCGCAAAAGUCCCCAGAAAUUCAAAAGCUUCCUCAACAGCUACCUUUUCCACAAAGGUUUCAAAAACAGAAGAAAGAUGGACAAUUUAAAAAAUUCCUUGAUAUGUUGAGGCAGCUACAUAUUAACAUUCCCCUUGUUGAAGCCCUAGCGAAAAUGCCUAAAUAUGUGAAGUUUAUGAAAGACAUCCUUACAAAGAAGAGAAGAUUGGGGGAAUUUGAGAUAGUGGCUCUUACCAAGGAAUGCAGCUCAUUCUUGCAAAACAAGCUGCCCCCGAAGAUGAAAGAUCCUGGGAGUUUCACCAUUCCAUGCACCAUUGGUAAUUCUUAUUGUGGUGUGGCAUUAUGCGACUUGGGUGCCAGUAUAAAUUUGAUGCCUAUGUCUGUGUAUAUAAAAUUGGGGAUUGGUGAAGUCCGGCCUACCAUAGUGACUCUGCACCUUGCAGAUAGAUCUCUUGCAUAUCUUGAUGGGAAGAUUGAGGAUGUCUUGGUAAAAGUUGAUAAAUUCAUUUUCCCCGCUGGCUUUAUUGUUCUAGACUAUGAAGCAGAUAUAGAGGUGCCUAUUAUUUUGGGGAGGCCAUUCCUUGCUACAGGUAGAACCUUGAUAGAUGUGGAAAAUGGGGAGCUCAUAAUGAGAGCUCAAGAAGAACAAGUAACUUUCAAGUUAUUCAAUCCUAUACGUUCUCCAGAUGAAGUAGGAGAUUGUUUUGCCAUUACUGUCAAAAACUCUAAUAUGGAGGAAGAGGUACCCAUAAGGUAUAGCAAGAAAGUGAGGACGAGGCCAUCUCCUAAAGAAUUUGAGAGCAACAAUGAGCUAGGGGCAAGUAUAAAUAAGGCACCAUCUCAUUUGCAAGAGCCACAUAGGAAGAAGAAAAAGAAAAAGAAGUGUGGUAGGAAAGCUCAUUCCCAAAGGUGUAAGUGCAUCAAAGGAAAGACGGUUAGCAUUGGAAUUGAAGUUUGGGGAGUGCUGGACUGA